Molecule: messenger RNA, 1444 nt
Organism: Paramisgurnus dabryanus
Lineage: Eukaryota; Metazoa; Chordata; Actinopteri; Cypriniformes; Cobitidae
Gene: mthfs
Product: 5,10-methenyltetrahydrofolate synthetase (5-formyltetrahydrofolate cyclo-ligase)
Biological process (GO): tetrahydrofolate interconversion; folic acid-containing compound biosynthetic process
Cellular component (GO): mitochondrion
Molecular function (GO): 5-formyltetrahydrofolate cyclo-ligase activity
Source: RefSeq, a predicted model, not a curated record
GCACAUUCCACUGAUGAUGUUGUUGCUACUUUGGAAAGUUCAGGGAGUAGAUGAUUAACUGAGCUAUUGCAAUGCUUUCGUUAACCCGUUUAAUUUGUGUUUUCCCAUUUUGAGUGGUUAGCAGCCCAGAUUCACGACCCUCAGUAUGGCAGCUCUGCGUGCAGCAAAACAAGCUUUGAGGAAAGAAAUCAAGAAGCGAGUGGCUGCAAUGAGUGAUGAAGAGAAACAUCGACAGUCUCGAGUUGUCUCACUAAAGUUGUUCAAACAUCCGAAAUACCUUUCCAGCCAGCGCGUCGCUGUCUUUCUGAGCAUGCACGAUGAGGUCCGCACAGAGGAAGUCCUUCAAGAUAUCUUCAAUAGAGGAAAAGUGUGCUUCAUCCCCAGAUACUUCAGCAACAGCAGUCAUAUGGACAUGCUACGUCUAAAUGACAUGAAGGACAUAAACAACCUGGCCCUGACGUCCUGGAACAUCCGGCAGCCGGGUGAUGAGGAAUGCAGGGAAGAGGCCUUGGCUACAGGAGGACUUGAUCUUAUACUGAUGCCUGGACUGGGGUUUGACAAGACCGGGAACAGACUUGGACGAGGAAAGGGUUUUUAUGACUCGUAUCUGGAGCGCUGCAGGAAGCAGCAGCAUGAAAAGCCGUACACCAUUGCCUUGGCUUUCAAGGAGCAGCUUUGUCCUCAAGUUCCAGUGGACAACCGUGAUGUCGUUAUUGAUGAAGUCCUCUAUGAUGAAGAGGAAUGAACAGAAACAAUCAACAUUUAAUUCAAUCAAGUUCAAAUGGAUUUUGACUGGUCCUAAGACAUUGAUCCUGUUUGUACAUUUGAACAAAGUGAAUUAAAUAUCCGUUCAAUCUUAGGGAAGGUUUGUAUGCAAUCGAUAUUCUGAAUUGAUGUCUAUGCUCAUUCAGAAAGGUUUAUAAGAGUAUUUUUUAAAGAGGAUUUGCCAAACUGUCCCAAUCGGAGACUCUCUUCUACCUGUAAAAUGUAACCAAAGAAAAGUGUCUGUGAAGAACCACAUCAGUCUACAACUCGGUUGGUAAUGUGACUUUCAGUGUUGGGGGUAACACAUUAUAAGUAAAGUGCAUAAUGUGUGGGUGCCUAAGCAGGAACAUUUUGAGUAAGAAACAAAAAUGGCAGGCCAGAGCUUGACAUUUUUGCGAUGGAAAUGUGCAAUUUCUAAAUGCAGAACAUCUCAGUCAUCAAAAACACCUGCAAGGCCUGUAAGAGAUCAGGCCUCAGCCAAGUAAGAAAAAGUAACUUAAAAGUAAUGUAAGUAUUACUUUUUCAUAAAAAGAAACGCAAUUAUGAACUUUAUUGGGGAGUAACUUAAUAUUGAGAUGCAUUACUUUUAAAAGUAACUUUCCCCAACCCUGGUGACUUUAGCUUCUGUAACUAUUAGGGGUGUCAAAAGCAUGCAAAAUAAAAGUUAGUUUUUGCCUAA